AAGUUUGUCAUUGUAAAUUUAAGGUUAUAUAUUUUCUUGAAAUAACACCAUGAAAAUAUUUUCGUACGCCAUUAUUUUAUGGUUCGUUGUAUUUGCUUGCGCAACGGCAGAUGGCGAUGACGACGAAUGUGAACUACCGCCCGCGCAACAAGAUAUCGACUGGAGCAAGAUGACAGGAGUGUGGUACGAAAUUUUGAAUGUUAGAACUCCUUCAGACGAACUUGUGCCAUGUUUCCAAAUUCGAGAUAUUCGAUCAACAAGUAAUGGAAUAUCCUAUAUGUUUAAAGACACUGGAAGGAACACAAAUGUAACCAUCGAUGCAAUAAAACAAAAUUCUGGUGGAUUCGUUUAUAAUCAAGAGCAUGUUGGAAACUGGAUGAAGUACCUAAAAGACGAAAUCAAACCAAGUCAGGAACCAAGUCCCGAGUUACUGGAAGAAAGCUUGGAUACUUUCUUUGACGAGUUCCGUUACUUCACCGACUACGAAAACUAUGCAAUAUCUUUGCUUUGCACUAAAAAAGGAAAGAAACUUUACUGGAUUGCAAGCCGUACAAACAGCCCUAACGCAAUAACAAUUCUCAAGAUUUUCAAUAAACUCAUUAAAGUCAAGAAAGGAUGGAACAACGUCCCGUUGUAUUUUUCUGGAUGUGUAGACUUCGAAAAUAAUGAGUAGCGAUGUAGCGGUAUCCAUUUGAAGAAUAUUAAAAUGAUAAUUUUGUGUUUAGUUAUGAGAAAGUAUAAACAAGAUAAGCAGAUAAGCUCGUAAAUAAAAUGAAUCUGUGUGUAAAACUUGUGUUGCAAAUUGUCUACCAAGUCCUAAAGAUAGAUCAGAAAUAACAAUAAGACAGCCUUGUUUUAUGCUUUGCCUUUGACAUCAUUAACAGUUAGCUGACCAAUUCAGUUCAGUACUGUCAGUGUUUUCACUGAAAUUCCCAGCCCUACUUUAUGGCAAGGAUUCAAAUAUAUAUGACUGCAGACGAUAAAACAGACAUUGUAACCAAUUAAGCUUUUUGUUAAGUUAUAAAUUUUUUUCACAGUCAAAUAUUUUCUGGCGGUGCAUUUUUCAAUACAUGCCUCCAACUGUGAUUGGAUAGAGUCAUAGAGUCAUUGUUUAGUUCGACUGCUGUUAAAAAGUUCAAAUAGCUUAUCACAACUCUCUUAUUGACUAGUGAUGGCUGCUACUUAUUCUGUUCAAUAUUCUACAAUGAAGGAAUGUGUAGCAAACGGCCCGAAUAUAAAAGUUCACGAUUCACUGAAAAUUGAAUAUAAAAAUGAUAUAUCUCAUUCAGAUAAUAGCAAUAAAAACUACAACGAGUCGAAAA
Styela clava is the source of this 1322-nucleotide messenger RNA. RefSeq lists its product as uncharacterized. The record is from RefSeq and is a predicted model, not a curated record. Lineage: Eukaryota; Metazoa; Chordata; Ascidiacea; Stolidobranchia; Styelidae.